UAAUCCCAAUCCCAAGCCAAAUGUUUGCUGUGUGACCUUGGGACUGCAGUUUAAUCCCUCUGGAGAAUGUUCAUCAGAGCUUCUGCCCCUUCACCCUUCACUCCCAACCCUGAACCCUCUUCCAACCUUGGAAUUUUUGAAAUAAGACAUGUUUAGAAGCAAAGAAACUGAAAGAAAACAGAGGAAGGCAAGAAGAAGUGAACAUAUUUGGAGAAUCACUCAGCUGCAACACACCUUUGUUGAGACGGGAUAAAAAGUGUAGGCUGCAAAUUUUUAGAAGAAGAAAACAUUAGGGGAAGAGAGAAAGGGAUUUAAAUUGUUUCCCAUUCUUUAAGGAAAACAAUCCAGCUCUGAUGAGGUCCCUAAGGCAAACAGUGCUUAAAUGAAGGAUUUCCUCCAGUUCAGUUCCUCCGUGGGUUUAUUUACAAGACUUGAACUUUGUAUAGAAUGUCACUGGAAACCAGGUUGUAGAAGUAUUUAUUGAGCACCCACUUGGUUCAGUGCACUGAACUAGGUGAUGCGGUGACUAUGACAUGGAUGUAAUCAAGAAAAGCAAACGAGAUGGUUCGGAAGUCACUGAAAGACUUGUUACUGAAACAGUUACCACAAGGCUCACAUCUUUACCACCAAAAGGAGGGACCAGCAAUGGCUAUACUAAAUCCUCAUCAUCCCUUAGUGGAGGGACCAGGAUGGAAAAACAGAGUUUGACCCAUGGCAGCGGUUAUCUAAACUCAGGCGGAAGUUCUAGAGCUGCCUCUUCCUCCAGCUACAGAAGGGCCCAAUCUCCUGCCUCUACUCUCCCCAAUUCACCAGGCUCAACUUUUGAAAGGAAAACUCAUAUCACCCGCCAUGCAACAUACGAAGGGAGCUCCAGUGGAAACUCCUCUCCAGAAUACCCUAGGAAAGAACUCGGAACUGCAUCCACCAGGGGACGGAGCCAAACUCGAGAGAGUGAAAUUCGAGUUCGGCUGCAAAGUGCUUCGCCAUCUACCAGAUGGACAGAAUUGGAUGAUGUGAAGAGACUGCUGAAGGGAAGUCGAUCAGCUAGUGCCAGCCCCACCCGCUGUUCAUCCAACACACUCCCCAUCCCCAAGAAAGCCACUGUGGAAACCAAGAUGGUGACAGAGAGUUCCCAGUCAGUAUCAGGCACCUAUGACACAACUAUCCUGGAUGCCAACCUUCCCUCCUACAUGUGGUCCUCCACCCUGCCUGCAGGGUCAUCCAUGAGUGGCUAUCACAACAACAUGAUGACCCAGAGCUCAUCCCUCCUUAAUACCAAUGCCUAUUCCACAGGAUCAGUGUUUGGAGUCCCAAAUAACAUGGCUCCCUGCUCUCCUACUCUGCACCCUGGGCUCAGCACCUCCUCUUCAGUGUUUGGGGUACAAAACAACCUGGCUCCUAGCUCUUCGGCCUUGGCUCAUGGUACAUCAACCUGCUCCACAGCAUAUAGUGUGAAGAAGAACAUGCCCCAGUGUCCUGCGGUGGUGAGCACUGGAGUGUGCACUUCGGCGGCUGGCACAAUGAGUUCUCACAAUGAUGACAUCCUGCGCAAAGACUGCAAGUUCCUACUGCAGGAGAAAGAAAAUGUCCCCGCCAAGAAGGAGAUGGAGCUUCUGAUCAUGACAAAGGACAGCGGGAAGGUUUUCACUGCCUCAAGCACAGGGCUCAGUGGAGGCUCCUUUUCUGAAGAUACCCUGAAAAAAGACAAACAAGCUAUCUCCUCUUCUUAUGGGGCAGAGACUCACUUAAAAUCAGAAGCAAAUGGAGAUUUAAAGGGUGUAUCAACUAAAGAAAAAGCCACUUAUGCAGAAAUACAAGGCGGUGAUCGAGGAGGAGGGGGAGCCAAAGGAGGAGGAGUAGGAGGAGGAGCAGGAGGAGGAGGGGCUGGGGCUGCUCCUGCCUGGUGCCCCUGUGGUUCAUGCUGUAGCUGGUGGAAGUGGCUUCUGGGACUGCUGCUUCUUGGAUUGCUGCUUCUUGGACUGCUCUUUGGACUCAUUGCGCUGGCGGAGGAGGUGAGGAAGCUGAAAGCACGUGUGGACGACCUGGAAAAAAUCAGCACGGGCAUGUUACAAGUGUCACCAGAGGAAAGAAGAAAAAUCAUCGGUUCUGCCCACUUACCAAGUACAUCUCACUCAUAUGGAACAGACCUGGGAACUGGUCAGGGAGAUCACUCUCAGGAGGCUGUCUGGCUCUACGUGAGGAACAAGCUACAGUCAGAGCAGGAGAAAGGGUAUUUCCGAGGAGAACCAGGCCCAAAAGGUGAUGUGGGAAUUCAGGGUCCAAGAGGAGACCGAGGAUUUGCUGGUGUUCCAGGUACUCCUGGGCCUAUGGGGCAUCCAGGUCCAGAAGGACCAAAAGGACAAAAGGGCAGCGUAGGCCAACCUGGCCUGGAAGGAACCAUGGGUCAGAGAGGACGAGAAGGGCCAGCUGGGCCGCGUGGUGAACCGGGACCACCUGGAUUUGGCGAGAAGGGAGACAAAGGUGCUGUGGGUGAACCAGGCCCUCCAGGUCCACCGGGUGUCCCAGGCUCUUUCGGUCCCAAAGGUGCCAUGGGCACUCCAGGACCACUAGGCCCCUCAGGCCCUCCAGGAAUUCCAGGAUUCAAAGGUGACACAGGACUUCCAGGCGCUAAAGGUGAGAAAGGGCCCAUGGGAUCUCCAGGACCAAAAGGUGACCAGGGUGAGAAAGGACCACGAGGACUUACAGGGGAGCCUGGCUCAAAAGGUUUGCCUGGUGCUACUGGAGAGCCAGGAGCUAAAGGAGCAAUGGGUCCAGCUGGUCCUGAUGGACAUCAAGGUCCAAGAGGUGAACAAGGUCUCACAGGGAUGCCUGGCCUUCGUGGCCCUCCUGGACCCACUGGAGAUGCAGGAAAACCAGGCCUCACGGGACCUCAAGGACCUACAGGACUCCCUGGCAUCCCAGGCAGAGCAGGCGCUAAAGGUGACGCUGGUGCUCCAGGCAGGAUUGUGACUGCAGACGGAGCAUCGACUGUCACUGUCCCGGGCCCACCGGGACCCCCCGGAGCCAUGGGUCCCCCAGGACCACCAGGUGUCCCAGGUCCUGCUGGGCCAGCAGGUGUCCCUGGCCAGCAAGGUCCCCGUGGUGAGAGCGCGGUGGUGCACGAAACCAUCACAGGAAGCAUCUCAGAAGGCACCGUCGGAUCAGGGUCCAGCGGUGCUCGACAAAAUCUUGAUUUACGAGGACCACCGGGUCCUCCUGGACCACCAGGACCACCAGGAAUUUCUAUCCCAGGACCCCCAGGACCCCGUGGCCCAGCAGGGGAAGGCCUGCCAGGUCCCCCUGGCCCACCUGGAUCCUUCUUGACUAAUUCAGAAACCUUCUUCUCUGGCCCCCCAGGUCCACCUGGUCCCCCUGGUCCAAAAGGAGAUCAUGGUGCCCCUGGACCUCGAGGAUUCCAAGGUGACCCAGGACAACCAGGCCUUCCAGGACUGUCAGCAGGUUCAGAGGGUCUGGGGAUCACACUGCAGGGGCCACCAGGCCCACCUGGCCCCCAAGGACCCCCAGGACCCAAAGGUGACAAAGGGGUAUCCUCAAGCACAAGAUAUACCCAGGGGCCCCCAGGUCCUCCUGGACCCCCCGGCCCUCCCGGAUCCAUCAGCAGCUCUGGACGGGAAAUUCAGCGUUAUAUUUCCGAGUACAUUCAGAGUGACUCGAUGAGGAGUUAUUUGGCUGGAGUACAAGGACCCCCUGGCCCUCCUGGCCCCCCAGGACCUGUGAUCAGCAUGGGUGGGGAGACCUUUGACUACACUGAGUUGGCCAGUCAGGUCAUGAGCUACCUACGAACUUCUGGUUACAGCAUUGGGGGAUCCUCCUCCUCUUCCUCCUCAAUGUCUCACGAAGACAUCCUGACUCUACUGCAACGAGAAGAUGUCCGACGUUCCCUGGUUGGACCCCGGGGGCCCCCGGGACCCCCGGGCCCUGCUGGAGAUGGACUCCAGACCCUGGAUUACUCAGAACUGGCCAACCGGGUCAUCAGCUACUUAAGCAGGUCGGAGCUCAAUGUGGGAAUCCCCGGGCCCCCCGGGCCUCCAGGGCUCCCAGGAACAUCCUACGAGGACCUGCUGUCCAUCCUCCAGGGCUCUGAAUUCAGAGGCAUCGUUGGACCCCCAGGGCCGCCAGGCCCUCCCGGCCCCCAGGGCAGCUCGCUAUCCAGCCUCAGCGUGGAGGACCUCUCCUCCUACCUACAGAGUGCGGGCUUCUCCUCCAAACCGGGGCCGCCCGGGCCUCCGGGGCCCCCGGGUCCGCAGGGACCCACCUAUUUCUCCGAGGGCCUGACCACGUAUGCGGCUGAGCAGAGCGAUAACUUCAAGAGCGAGCUGAUAGGCUACCUGACAAGCCCUGAUGUCCGCAGCUUCCUCGUUGGUCCUCCCGGCCCCCCCGGGCCUCAGGGCCCCCCAGGAGACGGGCGGUUGAGGACCGGCGACGGCUCGUACAGCCGCGACAGUUCCUACAGCUCCUUGCUGAGCCGCGACUCCUCCUACAGCUCCUCCUCCUCUUCCUCUUCCUCCUCCUCCUCCUCCAUGGGGCUCGGUGGCGCCAACGGCGGGGACGCCUACAGCUCACUGGGAGGGGACGGCGGCCCUUACGGCACAGACACAGGCCACGCCGGGGCCUUUGGGGCUGCCGGGGGAGACGGCGGCGGCUACGGCGCGGGCUUCCCCGGGGCCCUGGACUUCAACGAGCUGGCGGUGCGGGUGUCGGAGAGCAUGCAACGUCAAGGCCUGCUGCAAGGCAUGGCCUACACCGUCCAGGGCCCCCCCGGCCGGCCGGGCCCGCAGGGACCGCCGGGGAUCAGCAAAGUCUUCGCUUCCUACGGCAACGUGACGCAGGAUCUCAUGGACUUUUUCCGAACCUACGGCACCAUUCCGGGCCUGCCCGGCCAGAAGGGGCAGAUGGGCCACCCAGGCCCCAAAGGGGACACGGGCCCGGCCGGGCACCCAGGCCGACCGGGGCCUCCGGGGCCCAGAGGCCACAAAGGAGACAAAGGGGAGAAAGGUGAGCAAGUCUACAUGGGCAGAAGGCGGAGGAGGAGCAUCGCCGUCAAACCCUGAGGGCCGGCAGCGCCCGGGGCCGGUCUGGGGGCAGCUCGUCCCCUUCGGCGGCAGCUCCCCGAGAGGGGCCGGGCUGGAUGCCAUCCCCUUUCCUUAGAAAGCCCUCUUAGUCUAACCGCUGACCGGCAAAACCGGGUGGUUCCGGGCUAGGGCCGCCAAACCCAGCAGCCGGCCCAGAUUGGCAGUGGUUCACCGGACCCCUGGCAGUCAGGUGUAACAGAACAGCUUCCACCCCAAUUCUUAAACACUCUUCUGCUCUAAUUUUCCAACUGCUACUUGUUAAUUUGUUUGUCUGAAGAGCUUUUUAUUUUUUCCAAAGCGCUCCCACCCGUUCUCGUUUUAUCUUCUCACCCUCUCUGAGAGGCGGGGGAGUGAUGAUUUCCAUUUUACAGAUUAGGAAGCUGAGGCCCAGAGAGGUUAAGCCAUUUGCCCAAGGUCAAGCAGCAGGCCGGGAGUAGAGUGAGCCUGCUGCCGCUAUCUAUUUGGAUUACGCACACUGCCUCUCCCUCCCUCUCUCGAGGGCUGAGCACAGAGUAAGUGUUCAAUAAAUGCCAUUGAUUUGAUUCAGGGCCCACGAGCAUCGAAAACCCAGCCCAGCCAGAGAGGCUAAGGGAUGGCAAGGGGGCCGUGUACGUUAUUUGCUCUGUGGCUCUAUAACUUGGUCCUCGCCCCUGUGGUUGCUGGGGUUGCUUACCGGCACAGCCUUGCUGGAAGGAGCUCGGGGUGGCAAUUUGGGUGUCGCUGCUUUGCCCGUUCGGUGCUUCGAGGAUGUUCCUCCUCUGUUCUCUGCCCGCCCGGGGCCUCUGUGGAAAGGUGAGCUGUGGAAACCUGCUUAUUUAAAGCAACCGCAGCAAGCAAAGAAUAACUACUGAACUGAAUUCUCCUCUAGGAGCCCCGUACCCAGAAAUCAGAUCAUAGAUUGGGCUAGGCCAUCGACAGGGUUUCGAUGGGGACACUUGGUGUGACACUAAUGUGCCCCGUGUCCAUAGCUGGGUUUAGCAAGCUGCGGCGGCGUGGAAAUAAGGAAUUCGUUAUAGCCAACCGGAAAGAGGAAGGUCUAGUGAAUGGUCUGGGGCUAUGAAAAGGUGGAGAACAACGCUAGGUGAAUAGUUGCUCAGGGGUCCAUUUGGUCUGUAUUGCCAAGGGGUGGGAAAGAGUGAGGACAGCACCAGUUAAGCACUUUUAAAAUGUUUUUUCAAAAAUACUGUAUGUGGUCCUAUAAACUGAAAAAAAUCAUUUCAAUGUAAGAUUCCCAAUUAAAGUUUGUUUUUUUAAAGUC
This is a messenger RNA of Ornithorhynchus anatinus (platypus), 6351 nucleotides long. It is a transcript of the gene COL17A1, whose product is annotated as collagen type XVII alpha 1 chain. NCBI's taxonomy places the organism in Eukaryota, Metazoa, Chordata, Mammalia, Monotremata, Ornithorhynchidae. The record is from RefSeq and is a predicted model, not a curated record. The transcript is spliced from 59 exons. The coding region runs from base 534 to 5072 and encodes 1512 amino acids.